Molecule: messenger RNA, 3597 nt
Organism: Suhomyces tanzawaensis NRRL Y-17324
Lineage: Eukaryota; Fungi; Ascomycota; Pichiomycetes; Serinales; Debaryomycetaceae
Gene: MSH6
Product: mismatch repair ATPase
Exons: 2
Coding region: 1-3597 (1198 amino acids)
Biological process (GO): mismatch repair
Cellular component (GO): nucleus; MutSalpha complex
Molecular function (GO): mismatched DNA binding; ATP binding; ATP-dependent DNA damage sensor activity
Source: RefSeq, a predicted model, not a curated record
AUGGCCAGAUCAACCAAACCCGCCACUCCAAGCAAGGCAGCCCGAGCCAGUCUCGGGUCCUCUGGAACCAAAAAGAAGCAGCUGUCGUUGAUGUCGUUUUUCAAGCCUGCAACCCUGUCACCAUCCAUGACCCCCAAAGUGCCAUCGUCACCUUUGAAGACCAAAUCCUUCUCCCACGAUCCUUCUAGUGACAAGGAAAAUGACAACAGCAUUCUCCAGGACGACACGAGAUUGACUGACACCCCUCUCACCUCCGAGAGCGAGGCUACCCCCAAGAAGAGCGUCGACCCCAAGAAACCAUUGUCUGAAUUUGAUGACAACCGUAGUCACAACUCGAGUUCGCCAUCCAAGCGCAGAAACAGAUCGAGAUCCGUCAGUUACGCCGAAUCAGACGAUGAAGAGAUUACCACCCGAAGCAGCAAGAGAACCAAGGUGCUGGAUAGUGAAGACGAGGACGAGGAAGACGAAUUUGUUCCUCCAGCUGAAGAUGACGACGAGGAUGAUAUGAGCGAUUUCAUAGUGGAGGAUGACAAGGAGAGCGAACCCGAGGUAGAAGAAGACGAUGAGGAAGAAGAAGUGACCAGGCCCAAGAAGGAAAAGAAGAAGGCACCCAAGCCAAGCCUGCCUCCACGUACGAAAUCCGGGGGCUCCUCAAGUAGCUCGCUAGGCAACAAGUUCAAGUCGGGCUCGUCGUACCAAGCAACCGGCGAGAAUGCUCCCAGCCUUGCUGUUAAGACUGCAGCAGCAGCACCUGCUAAGAAGAAUUUCGCCAAAGAAAAUGAGGAAAGAUACCAAUGGCUAGUGAAUAUAAAGGACUCUGAAAAAAGACCCAAGGAUCAUCCGGACUAUGAUCCACGGACCUUGUAUAUUCCUCAAUCUGCCUGGUCAAAGUUCACUGCUUUUGAAAAACAGUACUGGGAAAUUAAAUGCCAAAUGUGGAACACAGUAGUGUUUUUCAAGAAAGGAAAGUUUUACGAAUUAUAUGAAAAUGAUGCUAUGAUUGCCAAUAAGGAAUUCGAUCUCAAGAUCGCUGGCGGUGGAAGAGCCAACAUGAAAUUGGCCGGAAUACCCGAAAUGUCCUUCGAAUACUGGGCCAAGGAGUUCAUCAGUCACGGUUAUAAGGUUGCCAAAGUAGAUCAAAAGGAGACCCUUUUAGCUAAGGAAAUGAGAGGAGGCAGUGGAGUUAAAGAGGAAAAGAUCAUAAAGAGAGAGCUUACCAGUAUUCUCACUGGUGGUACGCUCACUGAUCUUAAUAUGAUCAGUGACGAUAUGUCCAUCUAUUGUUUGAGUAUUAAAGAAGAGACUCUGGACGAUGGUUCUAAGGUGUUUGGUGUAGCAUUUGUGGAUACUUCUACUGGUGAAUUGAACCUUAUUGAGUUCCAAGAUGACCCCGAGUGUACAAAGCUUGAAACAUUAGUUACUCAGGUGAAACCUAAGGAAGUCAUUUGUGAGAAGGGAAACUUAAGUUCCAUUGCUACCAAAAUCUUAAAAUUCAAUGCCCAGAACCAAAUUUGGAACAGUAUGAACCCCAUUAGUGAAUUUUGGGACUAUGAUAUCACGUUGGAAACUCUUGUCAAGUCGAAGUACUAUGAGGCCGCAGAUUUGGAUGAUUAUUCCAAGUUCCCACCAGCACUUAAAGAAGCGAUCGAGUCUCACAAGGUCUGCUUCAAUGCAUUUGGUGGAUUGUUGAGCUACUUGAAAGUAUUGAAACUCGAUGAAAGCAUAAUGACCUUAGCCAACAUGAACCAGUAUAGUAUCUCAAAGAGUAAAACGUCCAAUUUAAUCCUAGAUGGAAUUACCCUUAAUAAUUUGGAGAUAUUGAACAAUUCUUUUGAUGGUGGAGAUAGGGGUACUUUGUUCAAAUUGAUUAAUAAGGCCAUCACUCCAUUUGGAAAAAGGACAUUGAAACACUGGGUGUUGCAUCCGUUGAUGCAAAUCAAGGAUAUUAAUGACCGUUAUGAUUCUAUUGAAUACUUGAUGAACGAUGGCUUGGAAUUGAGAACUAUCCUAGAACAGAGCUUUACAGGUUUGCCUGAUUUAGAAAGAUUGAUCAGUAGAGUCCACUCCAAAACUUUGAGAUUUAAGGAUUUCUUAAAGGUCAUUGAAGCAUUCGAAAGGAUUUCCACCUUAAUCAAUCAAGUUGAAGAAUUUACUAAUGAAGAAUCGGGAGUCUUGUUCAAGUAUAUUAAGAAGUUUCCAUCCGAGCUUAAAUCAAUUAUCGGCGAAUGGGAAGAUGCCUUUGACAGAGCCCAAGCUAAAAAUGAUGUCAUCAUUCCAAACAAGGGUAUUGACGAGACAUUUGAUGAAUCUUACGGAAAAAUACAAUCCUAUGAAUCUACAUUGAAUGAACAUCUCAAAGAAUAUAAAAGGACCUUCAAAUCCAAUGAGAUCGUCUUCAGGGAUUCAGGUAAAGAAAUUUACUUAAUUGAGUUCCCAAACAAACUUGAAAAAAAGGUACCUCAUGACUGGCAACAAAUGGGAUCAACUUCCAAGGUCAAAAGGUUCUGGUCUCCAGAAGUGCGUACAUUGGUCAAGGAAUUAUUAGAACAAAAGGAGUUACAUAAAACUGUAUGUGACACAUUGAAGUUCAGGAUGUAUGAAAGAUUUGAUAAGCAUUAUUCUGUCUGGAUGAGCACAAUUAAAUCAAUCAGCUCGAUAGAUUGUUUGUUGGCAUUGACAAGAACUUCAGAAACUAUGGGAUAUCCAUCCUGUAGACCAGAAUUUGUCGAUUCGGAGCAUGGCUUGGUGGACUUUAAAGAAUUGAGACAUCCAUGUUUUGUGGGUACCACCAAGGAAUUUAUUCCUAAUGAUAUCUGUUUGGGAGGAGAGUCAAAUGCCAAUUUUGGCCUUUUGACUGGUGCCAAUGCAGCUGGUAAAUCUACUAUAAUGAGAACAACGGCUUUAGCAAUAAUUCUAAGCCAAUUGGGAUGUUACAUUCCUGCUUCGCUGGCCAAGUUAAGUCCAAUCGAUAGAAUCAUGACAAGAUUGGGUGCUAAUGAUAAUAUCAUGCAAGGAAAAUCAACCUUCUUUGUCGAAUUGUCCGAAACCAAGAAGAUAUUGAGCAAUGCUACCACCAAAUCUCUUGUUAUUCUUGAUGAAUUAGGAAGAGGUGGUUCCUCAAGUGAUGGCUAUGCCAUCGCUGAAUCUGUGUUGUAUCACCUUUCUACUCAUGUACAACCCUUGGGCUUUUUCGCAACUCAUUAUGGUACAUUGGGAGAUGCGUUCAAAAACCAUCCACAGAUUAAGCCCUUGAGAAUGGGUAUUCUCAUCGAUAACAAUUCCAGAAACAUCACUUUCUUAUAUAAAUUGGAAGAAGGUGCAGCGUCGGGCUCGUUUGGUAUGAACGUGGCUUCAAUGUGUGGAAUAUCCGAAGACAUAGUAUCCAAAGCAGAAGUUGCAGCCACCGAGUACGAACAGACUUCCAAAUUAAGAAGAAGAGCGGAUGAAGACAAGGUAGCCAAAUUGUCUUUGGGUGUUCAGAGUGAUUUUGCUUGGUUUGCCGGUGAUAAGAUCAAGACCUUGGAACACGAUGUGUUGGACUACAACGAGAUGGUCAAACAAAGAGCAUUGGAGACACUCUUCCGUAUGGUGGAUUAG